Messenger RNA from Cyprinus carpio (common carp), 2228 nucleotides. Its product is annotated as adenosine receptor A1. Gene Ontology annotation, cellular component: membrane; dendrite; synapse. Gene Ontology annotation, biological process: G protein-coupled adenosine receptor signaling pathway. Gene Ontology annotation, molecular function: G protein-coupled adenosine receptor activity. The record is from RefSeq and is a predicted model, not a curated record. Lineage: Eukaryota; Metazoa; Chordata; Actinopteri; Cypriniformes; Cyprinidae.
GUGAAUAAUUUAAGUAAUUUUUGGAUUAGUGUUUACUGGAUUACCGAUUUGGUGAACUGGUUCAACCGGUUCACUAAGCAGAACCGGUUAAAUUGAACGAUUCGUUCGCGAACCGGACAUCAAUACUAGGUUAAUUGGUGAAACUUGCAUCGGUCGCACCAGCGUGCACGAGGAGCCGACCGUGAAGUCGAUGCGCGCGUUAUAUAUAGCGCUGUUUCAAAGUUAAGGUGACCGUCAGACCUCGCAGGAUUUAUCGACAUCGAGAGAUUUAUGUAGGCUACGGUCUUAAUUUUAAACCAAAUGGAAGUCGUCUAUCUUGACUGACUCUCGGGCACAGGUGUUGAGUCACGCGCAGAUCGCUUCUGAUGAGCUUUGAUGCUCGGGAAUGUGCUUGUGGUGGUUCUGCUUCUGGAGUGACUCAUGCUUGUUCACUGUGGAGCUGAUAUGGUGAUCAUGGUGCCGCGGACGCAUUUCGGAGAGGAAACGCAACUUCUGUGUACACCCUGCCCCAUGUAACUUUGGCACCGACAUGUAAACCAGAAUAAAGCGACAGUUUGGACUCGUUUGACGCACCGGCUGUCUUUUUAUUUAAAAAAAGGGAUCCUUUGAUCCUGUUCAACAUAAGCACGUAAACUCCUAGCAAGGAUGCCUGGUGUCCUGGGUCUGUACAUUGGGAUGGAGGUGCUGAUUGCCCUUUCCUCGGUCAUUGGGAAUGUGAUGGUGGUCUGGGCUGUGAGAAUCAACCGAUCUCUACGGGACACGACCAUUUAUUUCAUCGUCAGCCUGGCUCUAGCAGACAUUGCGGUCGGGGCACUUGUCAUUCCUCUGGCUAUAACCAUAAGCAUCGGACUAAAGACUCAUUUUUACAGCUGUCUGCUCGUUGCAUGUACUGUACUGGUACUAACGCAAAGUUCAAUACUCGCCCUCCUGGCUAUUGCUAUUGACCGCUAUCUGAGGGUCAAGAUACCAAUGAGAUAUAAAAGAGUGGUGACUCCAAAGCGUGCAGGCAUUGCAGUGAUUGUGUGCUGGAUGGUGGCCAUCGUAGUCGGCCUGACGCCCAUGUUGGGCUGGAACAAUCUGGAGAAGCUACGACAGACCAAUGGCACCGUGGGUGCUGACCUUCUUGUAACCUGUGAGUUCGAGAACGUCAUCAGCAUGGAGUACAUGGUCUACUUCAACUUCUUCGGAUGGGUCCUGCCACCUCUCAUCCUCAUGUUGCUCAUCUAUGCUGAGAUCUUCUACAUGAUCCACAAGCAGCUCAACAAGAAGGUCACCACCAACCAGACCGACCCCACUCGAUAUUACGGGAAAGAACUCAAGCUGGCGAAAUCUCUCGCGCUGGUGCUUUUCUUGUUCGCAGUCAGUUGGUUGCCGUUGCAUAUCCUGAAUUGCAUCACUCUCUUCUUCCCUAAUUGUAAAUAUUCAAUGACAAUUCUUUACGUGGCAAUCUUGCUCAGUCAUGGCAACUCCGUUGUCAAUCCCAUUGUUUAUGCAUUCCGCAUUAAGAAAUUUCAGAAUGCCUUCGUUAAGAUCUGGAAACAGUAUGUGUGUUGCACGGAGAAUCCACGUGUGCGUGAUCGGCCCAGCUUUCGCAUAGAUAGCAAAGAGAGAAGACUGGGGGGCAAUGACAUCUGACACUUUUCAAAAUAUGACAAUAUAAAUGAGUCUGCUAGGAAAAUGAAAUCUGGGAUGUGUGCUGUCAGUUGUGAGAAUACAUCUGCCACAGAACUGGAGACGAUCGAACAUUACUGGAAAUGUUUCCUUGAAAACUCAGUCAAUGGUGCAUAUAAUGAAUUGCAUCAUUAGUGAGGGACCAUUAAAUAAAUGAAAAUGGCCUGUUUUAGAGGAAUAGCCACACAGUUCACCCGGCAUUCACAUCUGUGGGAAAAUCUUUAUUUGAUUAUGAUUUCCUUUUGUGCUGUGGUUCAUUUGAAUGCAGCUAUCACAUAAAGGGCUUCAUAUAAUGAGUGCAAAACUGCAGACUCAGUGCCUAUGAGUGCACUUAUCCACACUCGUCUUUAGUCAGUAGCAUUAAGGCGUCUGAGGACUUUGAGAAAGGACAUUGAGGAUGUGAUCUGAGGUCAUUUUUAUAGGCCAGCACAUUCAUGUUUUGAGAAGUAUGGAGUUAUUUGUCAUUUGCUGCUUUUCAGGACGAGUGCAAAUUGGAGGCAACUAGGCCCAUUUCGUCUUCAAGGGACAGGGACAAUAAAAAAUUCUGUCAUCAUUUA